This is a messenger RNA of Anthonomus grandis grandis, 719 nucleotides long. RefSeq lists its product as uncharacterized. The record is from RefSeq and is a predicted model, not a curated record. Gene Ontology annotation, biological process: mitochondrial respiratory chain complex I assembly. NCBI's taxonomy places the organism in Eukaryota, Metazoa, Arthropoda, Insecta, Coleoptera, Curculionidae. The transcript has 4 exons. Bases 92 to 625 code for a protein of 177 amino acids.
CUUACAAACCUAACCUCGUUACGAUCAGCUGUCAACACAAUUACAAACCCUUACAUAAUUUUAAAUAAAAAAAUUAUAAAAGGGACCCAAAAUGCUUAUCACUCGCUACGAUCCCGACGCCAAACGGUAUCAUUAUUUCGAUACUCCGGAUGGCGAGGAUUUGCCUCAAAAAUUAUGGUGUGUUAUGAGGCCCACCAUUAUGGCUGCCUCUGCAAUUGGGAUGUGUGAUAUUCUUUUAUGGAGUCACCCCAAAGGGUACACUGCGACUGCUCUACGCUUUGCAGCUGUAAGCUUGCCAAUAGUUGGUAUUGCUGGCACUUUUGUUUUGGCAACCAACACCAUCGCAAGUAUCAGGAAAAAGGAUGAAAGAAAAAACUGGUUCCUUGGUGGUUUUAUUGCGGGCAGUUGUAUUGGAAUGCUCAAAAGGAGAGCGAUAACUGGUUUUAAUAUGGGAAUGGCUGGUGGAAUUAUAGCCUUUGCCAUCAAAGAAACUAAAAGGAAUGGAUGGGAAGUUAUGCCAUCACAUACAAAAAUGCGAAAGGGAGGAGCUUUUACUUGUUUGGGAGAUUAUUCUUUAACAGCAGAAAGACCGAAGAACUGGACUACCUGUGAGUCAUCAGAAUGAAUUAAUAUUUAUGAAUUAUGUAGAAUUUAAUGUCAAAUAUAAACAAUAAUAAUUAUACCUAUUUGUUUUCAAAUAAAUGUGCGUUAAGUUUUAA